UGGGAGCUGUGGAGCCUAGGUUUUCCUUCCAAUCCGCCGCCGCUCACCACUCGACCGAGCGGGGCACCCACCUCCGGAACCAGAUCCCUCCUCUCGCUCCGAGCUCUCUCGCGGUCUCGCCACUGUGCCGGCCGGAUCUGAAAUGUCCUCGAGUGAAGGAUCUAAGUGGGUUUCGCGAUGUGUCUUUGGCUCCCCUCCGAAUCUUUCUGAGCUAGAUGAGUUGGCGGUUCUUUAUCAUGAACAAGCUGCAAGGAACACUAGAGACUACGUUAGAAGCUGGAUCUGCCCCGACUGUAGGAAGGAGUACAAGCCUAUUCAAAACAUGCUUGUUGAUUUGCCGCCUUUCAGCUGUGAUGACUGUGGGUUGAAGAAUGAUGCUGCUUAUGAGUGGAGAAUUACCCAAUGCCUGAUCAAUGGAGUUUCGUUGGACUUCAAGGUUUAUGACCAAAAUCGUAAACCACACUGUACCCUAUAUUCAGUUGCUGCCACAAUUGACGCCACUCGUAGGGUAGAAGGGGCCAAGAAAGGAUUGAUAAUCUCCACUCCACUUGACGUACCAGAGAUGGCUAAAACAUAUGAGCAAGUCACUGGUUUUGAGCUUGGGAAAGAACCCCCGGAGGAGUUGUUUGAGACGUACGACAACUGCUCUCUCAUUAUGGAAGUUGUUAAAGCUCAUGGGAUUUCUUUUCUCCUUGGAGAAUAUGAUACCUUGCUUCAAAAUAAGUGUGUUGAUUUACCUCCAAUCCCACGUCUUAGGAUCAAGAGUUACUUUCGUGUUGACCGUAACAAUGUUCUUCUUAUUACUCGAUUGUUGGCGAGUGGGUAUCCCUUGACAGCUGGAAUGCUUCAUGGCACCUUAUAUUGGUAUCUUAAAGGUGACCAAUACUAUUAUGCUCCUAAAUGUGCAACUACUGCUGAUGCUCACGCGAUUACAUUGAUUGGAUCUGGGUUGGCUUCUAAGAACAAUAUGCCUGAGACGUUCUAUUCAGCCAGAGAUUCACAUGGGACUAAAUCCCAUCCUGACCAUAAGAUGCGUGACUUCGGUGCAGACUUUUUUCUUUGGGCAUGUGAUAUUACUGAUGUUUGGGGUCUUACUCUGGCAUGAGUAGCUUAAGCUUUGGUGGAGACUUAUUUCUGGCAUGAGUAGCUUAGUCUUUGGUGGGGACUUAUUUCUAUGGGCAUGGUGUUACUGAUGUUUUGGUGUCUUAACUCUGGCAUGACUUAGUUGUUAGGAGCAUGUGGCUCAGAUGUAAUUUGUUGUUGGGAGCAUGUAAGAAACUAGUAGUAACUAAUUAUAUAUGGUAUUCUAAUCA
This is a messenger RNA of Oryza sativa Japonica Group (Japanese rice), 1313 nucleotides long. The record is from RefSeq and is a predicted model, not a curated record. Lineage: Eukaryota; Viridiplantae; Streptophyta; Magnoliopsida; Poales; Poaceae.